AUGCCAGAACACUCGGAAAGCACACCGUCAAUCUUUGCAAACUUAACUGUUCCUUUUUCUAUUUUAUUAAUUAGUAUGGUUUCGUGUCUACUCCCAAGGAUACUUUCAAACUCCAAAAUUGUUAGAAAAUACUUCUCAAUGGUUAACGUUUUCAACUCUGGGCUUCAGCUUUCAACAAUAAUUGUAGAUUUGAUUCCUCACAUGAACUUGAAAAAAGGUGACCAUCACCACGCCUCUGAUCUUUAUCCAUUCGUUGCAUCGGGCGUUUGUUUCAUAGCUUUGGUGGCUAUUGAUUCGAUCUUUCUUCAUCCAUCGGAAGAAGAGCCGACCAAAAAGCAGUCAGAGAAUCACAAUAAAGAAGUGCUGCAGCAUUUGCACCAUCACAAAUGUCUGCAUAAUCACACAUCGAGCCAGCACGAAGAGCUUGCCCAUCAGCAUGGUGGGGAUUGCCACGAAAGCCUUGGAACAUGUAACACAGGCGCUAUUUCAAAGUCACAGACCAAAGCCAAAGCCUUUCUGUACUUAUUUGCCAUUUCUGUGCAUUCAUUCUUUGAGGGACUGGGCUUUGAAAUUAACCUCAAGCACAUUCCUCUUCUUGCAGGACUGAUAUUCCACAAGAUUCUAGAGUCGUUUGCCAUCGGAGCAUCUGUUCACGAGUCUAUUUUUUCAAAUAGCUCGAAAAUGUUUUUAUUGUUAAUUUACUCAGUACUAACGCCAGCUGCAAUUAUGCUGAGGGGAUUGAGUAUAUUCACAAAACACACAGCCCUCAAGCAAUGGACCAUGGGUCUUUGUUUAGGUGCCCUGAUGUUUGUUGUUUUCUUUGAGGUUAUUGGACACUCUUUCCAUGGUGGGAAGGACAAUAUAAGAAAGGUGUUUAGCAUUUCAUUUGGAUAUGUGCUUGGCUGUACUGCAAUUAUCUUGUCACAUGGCCAUGGACACCACCACCAUCAUUAA
This is a messenger RNA of Vittaforma corneae ATCC 50505, 954 nucleotides long. RefSeq lists its product as uncharacterized. The transcript has a single exon. Bases 1 to 954 code for a protein of 317 amino acids. Gene Ontology annotation, molecular function: zinc ion transmembrane transporter activity. Gene Ontology annotation, biological process: zinc ion transmembrane transport. Gene Ontology annotation, cellular component: membrane. NCBI's taxonomy places the organism in Eukaryota, Fungi, Microsporidia, Nosematidae. The record is from RefSeq and is a predicted model, not a curated record.